AUGAACCAUUUUUAUGUUCCUCUUUUGCUUUUCCUUUUGUGUAAAAUAUAUUUAACUAAAGGAGUAAAUUUAAAUAGGGAAAGAAUAUCAUCAUUUUUAAAUUACAAAUUAAAUCUUAUUAAUAUAAAGAAACGUCAAAGUUCUUUAUUCUGUUAUAAAAAAAGGGUGAAAGCUAAAGAACUGAGGAAGCUGACUACUGAGGAGCUUGAGAAAGAAAUAAUUAAGUGCAGGUUGGAUAUACAAAAGUUCCAGCAUCAGGGAUUUUACGAUAUACAUAAUUUUAAAAUACAAUAUGAAAAGAACGCUAAAAGAAAAUUAGCGCAGUUACUAACAAUUUACUAUGAGAGAUACCUAGAUAACAACAUAAGAAUAAAAAGUUAA
Messenger RNA from Plasmodium malariae, 381 nucleotides. Its product is annotated as 50S ribosomal protein L29, putative. The coding region runs from base 1 to 381 and encodes 126 amino acids. Gene Ontology annotation, biological process: translation. The transcript has 2 exons. Gene Ontology annotation, molecular function: structural constituent of ribosome. Gene Ontology annotation, cellular component: ribosome. NCBI's taxonomy places the organism in Eukaryota, Apicomplexa, Aconoidasida, Haemosporida, Plasmodiidae. The record is from RefSeq and is a predicted model, not a curated record.